Messenger RNA from Brassica oleracea var. oleracea, 3713 nucleotides. Its product is annotated as probable LRR receptor-like serine/threonine-protein kinase At4g36180. Gene Ontology annotation, molecular function: ATP binding; receptor serine/threonine kinase binding; protein kinase activity. NCBI's taxonomy places the organism in Eukaryota, Viridiplantae, Streptophyta, Magnoliopsida, Brassicales, Brassicaceae. The transcript has a single exon. Gene Ontology annotation, biological process: protein phosphorylation. Bases 146 to 3571 code for a protein of 1141 amino acids. The record is from RefSeq and is a predicted model, not a curated record.
UUUUCUCUCUUGGGGAAACAACGAAAACUCACACAAAACGAUGUCGUCGCACUCUCCCUCCAUACGCUCCUCUCUUAUAUUAUAGACCAAAGAAACUAUCUCUCUCUCUCCAAAAAAAAAACCAAACCUCUCUACUUCCUUUCUCAUGGCCGCAACGGUCAUUUUCUUCCUCCACUUCACAUUCUUCGCCGCCGUCUUCCUCCACACCUCCGCCGUUUCACCUGAGACGCAAGCUCUCAUAUCCCUCAAACUCUCUCUCCGCGACCCUCUAGGCGCUCUCGAGACCUGGAACGAGUCCUCCCCCUCAGCUCCAUGCGACUGGCACGGCGUCCUCUGCUUCUCCGGUCGCGUCCGCGAGCUUCUCCUCCCCCGCCUCCGCCUCGCCGGCCGCCUCAGCCCUCGACUCGGCGAGUUGACUCAGCUCCGCAAGCUCAACCUCCACACCAACGACCUAAACGGCGCCGUUCCGCCUUCUCUCUCACGCUGCGUCUUCCUCAAGGCGGUUUACCUUCACUACAACUCGUUCUCCGGCGAGUUCCCGCCGGAGAUAUUGUCUCUCAGGAACCUCCAAGUCCUCAACGCUGCUCACAACUCCCUCACCGGGAGCAUAGCCAACGUGACAGUCUCCAAAACCCUCCGUCACGUCGACUUGUCCUCAAACGCGUUCUCCGGGGCCAUUCCGGCGAGUUUCUCGCCGGAAUCUUCCCUCCAUCUCCUAAACCUCUCGUACAACCGGUUCUCCGGUGAGAUCCCGGCUUCUCUCGGUCACCUACAGAGCCUAGAGUAUCUAUCGCUAGAGUCUAACCACUUACAAGGAACGAUACCGUCAGCGUUAUCUAACUGCUCGUCGCUGAUACACUUCACCGCCGCCGUUAACUCCCUUACCGGCCUAGUGCCAACGACUCUCGGGAAGAUUCCGACUCUCCAAGUGAUCUCACUCUCCCAAAACUCCCUUACCGGUACGGUUCCAGCGAGUCUUCUAUGCGGUUAUUCUGGUUACAACAACUCCUCCUCCAUGCGAAUCGUUCAGUUAGGCGUUAAUAACUUCACGGGGUUAGCUACGCCGUCAAAUGCAGCCUGCGUGAAUCCUAAUUUAGAGAUUCUCGACCUUCACGAGAAUAACAUUGGUCACGAGUUUCCCACGUGGUUGACCGGUUUGACCUCACUAAUUGUUUUGGAUAUAUCCGGAAACGGUUUAACCGGCGAGUUUCCGGCGAAAAUCGGGAGCUUCACGGCGCUUCAGGAGCUCAGAGCAGCGAACAACUCUUUCCUCGGAGAGAUUCCGACGACAAUCGGAGAAUGCAGGUCGUUGCGGGUCGUUGACUUCGAAGGAAACAAGCUCUCGGGUCAAGUUCCGGGUUUUCUGAGCCGGUUACAGUCUCUAACGGCGUUAUCACUAGGAAGAAACGGGUUCUCGGGUCGGAUCCCAUCGGAUCUUCUGAGGUUAAACGGACUCGAAGCGUUGAGUCUAAACGAGAAUCGUCUCACCGGAGAUAUACCAUCGGAGAUAACGAAGCUAGCGAAUCUCAGCGUUCUCAAUCUCAGCUUCAACAGAUUUUCCGGCGAGAUUCCGAGCAAUGUAGGCGAUUUAAAGAGCUUGAGUGUUUUAAACCUUAGUGGAUGCGGGUUAACGGGUCGGAUUCCGGUUAGUAUCUCGGGUUUAAUGAAGCUUCGGGUUUUGGAUUUGAGUAAACAGAGAAUCUCCGGGGAGUUAACAGUUGAGCUCUUUGGCUUGCCGGAUCUUCAAGUGGUUGCUUUGGGAAGCAACGGUUUAAACGGCGUCGUACCGGAAGGUUUCAGCAGUUUGGUUAGUCUCCGGUUCUUGAAUCUUAGUUCUAAUUUGUUUUCCGGACGUAUCCCUUCGAACUAUGGGUUUCUCAAGUCGUUGCAAGUGCUUUCACUGUCUCGUAACCGGAUCUCCGGUUCUGUCCCGGCGGAGAUUGGGAAUUGCUCAAGUCUUGAGGUUCUUGAGCUCGGUUCGAACCGGUUACAAGGUCACAUUCCGGUUCGUCUUUCGAAGCUAUCUCAUUUGAAGAAGCUUGAUUUGAGUCACAACAAGUUAACCGGGGAUAUUCCGGUUCAGAUGUCUAAGGACUCGUCUCUGGAGACUCUCCUGCUUAAUUCGAACUCUCUAUCGGGUCCUAUACCGGAAUCUUUAUCAAGAUUGAGGAACUUAACCGGGUUGGAUCUUUCAUCAAACCGGUUUAACUCUACUAUACCAGCAAGUCUCUCCCGGCUCCAUUCUCUGAACUACUUGAACUUGUCAAGAAACAGAUUAGAAGGGGAGAUUCCACAAGCUCUAGCUGCACGUUUCAACAACACAUCCGUCUUCUCCAACAACCCGAGGCUCUGCGGUAAACCGCUCGGUUUAGAAUGUGAAAACGUUAGGAGAAGGAGAAGAAGAAAGCUGAUUCUACUCGUAACACUAGCCGCAGCUGGAGCUUUGUUGUUAUUACUAUGCUGCUGCGGCUACGUGUUCAGUCUAUGGAGAUGGCGCAAGAAAAUAAGAUUAGGUUUGGGUUGGGACAAGAAAGGAACACCAUCCCGAACCUCCGGUACGAGCUCCGGCGGCACGAGGGGAGAGGACAACAACGGUGGUCCUAAGCUAGUGAUGUUCAACAACAAGAUCACGUUAGCCGAAACCUUAGAAGCCACGAGACAAUUCGACGAAGAGAACGUACUGAGCAGAGGAAGAUACGGUUUGGUUUUCAAGGCGACUUUUAAAGACGGUAUGGUUCUAUCGGUACGUAGGCUCAUGGACGGUGCCUCGAUAACCGACGCAACGUUCCGUAACCAAGCCGAGGCGUUAGGUAGAGUGAAGCACAAGAACAUAACUGUCUUGAGAGGAUACUACUGCGGACCGCCUGAUCUUAGACUUCUCGUUUACGACUACAUGCCCAACGGAAACCUCUCGACGCUCUUGCAAGAAGCGUCUCACCAAGACGGGCACGUGCUGAACUGGCCGAUGCGUCAUCUCAUCGCGUUGGGGAUCGCUAGAGGACUAUCUUUCUUGCAUUCGUUGUCCAUCGUCCACGGGGAUCUGAAACCGCAGAACGUACUUUUCGACGCGGAUUUCGAAGCGCAUUUGUCCGAGUUCGGGUUAGACAGGCUGACGGCCUUGACUCCAGCGGAAGAACCGUCCACUUCGUCGACCCCGGUCGGGUCAUUAGGCUACAUUGCACCCGAAGCGGGGUUAACGGGCCAAACGAGUAAAGAGAGUGAUGUCUAUAGCUUCGGGAUAGUGCUGUUAGAGAUCUUGACGGGUAAGAAGGCAGUGAUGUUUACUGAGGAUGAAGACAUAGUGAAAUGGGUGAAGAGACAGUUGCAAAAGGGACAGAUCGUUGAGUUGCUUGAACCGGGUUUGUUGGAGCUUGACCCGGAGAGUUCGGAGUGGGAAGAGUUCUUGCUAGGGAUUAAAGUGGGGUUGUUGUGUACUGGUGGAGACGUUGUUGAUCGACCUGCUAUGGCUGAUGUUGUGUUCAUGCUCGAAGGGUGUAGAGUCGGUCCAGCGAUUUCCUUAUCCGCUGACCCUACUUCGCCUACUUCCCCAGCCGCCGAAGCAGCUUCUUGAGAAUGUUUCAAUUUUUUCAUUUCGUAAUAAAUUUUUCCUUUGUGGAUAAUUCUGUUUGGCUUUCAUUGCAUUGUAUCUUGUCACGAGUACGACAAUCAGAAAAUAUUCAAGUUGUCUAAUCAAGGAAUGUGAGUGAAAUCAA